AUGUAAACAAACAUGUUUGUCUGAGUGAUUGGCUGAACAAGAAGUAGAACUGAUUGGACUUGUAGGCUCUAAAGUUUUGCAUUGUUUGAAAGGGAGUGGUUGCUAUUUGUUGAAUAGGUUGGAAGCAACAGAAAAACACCAACGAUUAUAGCAUCAUGUAUUUUGCACAAUAUUUGUGACAGUAAAGGAGAAAGCCUUAGCGUUGAGUGGGAGGCUGAGGUGCAGAGACUUGCUCCGUGAUUUGAGCAACCAGCAAAGCAUCCAAUACAAAAUGCAAACAGCCAGGACCGUAUUAUCAAGGAUGCCUGUUGCUCUUAUUUUGAGGCUCAGGCCUGAAUUGUGCAGCUGUACAUCCAGCUAUUUACUCCUGGAGAGGAGGGGGGUUUGAAGCCUUUUGAUGAGUUCAGUGUAGUUUAUGGGUGGUGGAAGUGCAACAGAGCCAGCAGUCCCUGUUGCACCUAGUGUCUUUGCCUGAAUGUGUUUGUAAAGCCCUAUUAAUUAGUGCAAACAUAAUUUUCUGUGUAAAAUGAACUGUCAUCAACUCCAUAGGAAUGUUUGAUAUUUUAAAAGGUUAUUAAUCUGUUAUGUAACAUGCAGAAGUGAACAUUAAGCCGAAACAAAGCUUAAAAACAGCUUUUAAUUGUGACACAAUAUAUUAAACAGCAAUCUAUUAUCUAACUACAAAGAACCCUUUCAUUAUAUCACCAGUGAAACAAAACAGUCAAGUGCAACAGUGCAAUGCAGGGCACAACACAAGUGGGAAGGGGGUUACAUUUACAGGCGAGUGCAUGUCUUUGCUCAACCUCUUCUGGUUUGUGGGCCUUCUGGUGUGGCAUGCCGAGGUUUGAAGUUACAAGGGGCAAGAGAGGGCUCAAAUGAGCCGGGGUCCUAAUUGCCCCAAGUUGUUCUCAGUGCCCUCAGCUUGGGUCUGAGAGGGGAAUGGCCUGGGAGUACUGCUGUGGGGUUACACCAGGGAGGUGUGUACUCUUGUUCCUUGUAGCCUGUAUUGUUCAGGGGCUGCAUAAUAUGGCUGGGACUGGUUUGCACUACUGUAUUGCUGACUGCCCUAAUAGUUAAAUGCUGCAAUAGAGCAUUUUGGGUUUGUGUUGUCCCCAGGAGUUGCCUCUGCAUCUCCCUCUUUCUAUAAUGUUUUUGCUGCAGUGCUUUCCUUGGCAACUGCCACGCUGUCCUUUGCCACUGCAACAAUCUCUCAGUCCUUAGAUGCUGCUUCCAACUCCCUGCAUUUGGGGUUUUUUUUUGGGGGGGGGGCUCUGUAAUGAUGCCACAAACCUUUUAUCACAAGCUUUCUCCCCCUCCGGUUUGUCAGCCGUUCUGCUCUUGAUAAGGGCCCUGUCCUUGAAUCUGUCCCAUGCAGAUGUAAUUGCUGUGCGGGUAUUUUAAAAGAAGAAAAAAAGGGGGGCGGCAGUUACUGUUUCUAGUCUAGGGCGGCUCUGAUCACUUUUUUUUUUUUACAUGCAUUUCUGCCUUUACGUCCUUGAGGUUCUUCCAUCCCAAGGAUUCCCCGAGACUGGGUAAGUGAUGUGUGCUGUGGGUUUGUUGUCUGUGCUUCAUAUGUUGUGUGGUUGGGGCAGGGAUAGAGUUGGAAAUUGUGUUCCUGGUCUGGCUUUGCAGCUUUGCUGUGUGUUGGAUGUGCUUUUGUGGUUUUGGAGGGGUUAGUGGGCUGAAUCUGGGGUGAGAUGGAUAAUAAUCACCUCUACAUCCCCUUUAGGUUGUACUGACUCUGGAUGACGUUACACUGAGGCGGGUGCCUAGGAGCUGGUUGGAGGUGGAUGACAGAUGGAAAGUAUCUAAAAGCAAUUGGCACAGGAUCUUGGCUUUGUACUCUUAACUGUCUCAAAGGGUGAGUUUUAUGACAUUGGGAAACAGCACAUUUCAGCUGAGAUCGGAGCUGUGACAUUGAUCUAAAGAAAUACUGCAGACCCAUCUAGCAGUCGGAGUAUGGCUAUGAACAAUGGCAAUAAUGAUUUUGUAGUCCUGAGUAAUGGCAGCAUCUUCUCCAGUGCUACUGGUCCCAGCAUCCUUUCAGCUACUGAUGGAGCCCAACACCUCCCCUCCAAGGAAGCACCAAGAGCAAAAGUGAGUCCAAAUGGAUGCCUGCAACUUAAUGGUACAAUCAAACCAUCCUUUCUGCCUUUAGACAACCAAAGAACUCAACAGAUGUUGACACAAUGCUGCCACCCUUGCCCAUACCAUCAUCCUUUAAGUAACCAUAAUAAACAGCAAGAAUGUCAUUCACUGGCUGGGAGCACAGCACCAUCUCCUAUGACUUCCUGCUCUCUGCAGCCACAUACUGAAUAUUCAACAUCUGUCUGCCAAAAACAUACACCUAUGUAUCAGACCACCUGCUGCCUUCAACACUCCCCAUCAUUCUGCCUUCAUCAUCAGUGGCCUGACCAUUUUCAACAUCAGUCUGUUCAACAACAUGUAGCCAGUGUAAGACCAGCCAGACCAUUCAAGUUACCAAAAAGUUAUGCAGCCCUGAUAGCUGACUGGCCUGUGGUGGUUCUAGGCAUGUGUACUGUGUUAAUAGUGGUGUGUGCAUUGGUUGGCAUAUUAGUUCCAGAUCUUCCAGAUUUCUCUGAUCCUCUGCUGGGUUUCGAGCCAAGAGGGACUGCAAUAGGCCAGAGAUUGGUCACAUGGAAUAAUAUGGUGAAAAACACAGGGUACAAAGCAACAUUGGCAAAUUAUCCUUUUAAAUAUGCAGAUGAACAAGCUAAAAGUCAUCAGGAUGACAGAUGGUCAGAUGAUCACUAUGAGAGAGAGAAAAGGCAAGCAGAUUGGAAUUUCCACAAAGACAGCUUUUUCUGCGAUAUUCCAAGUGAUCGAUACUCACGAGUGGUGUUUACUUCCACAGAAGGAGAGAACUUGUGGAACUUGCAUGCCAUUAAAUCAAUGUGCAAUGUAGAUAAUUUGAGGAUAAGAUCUCAUUCCCAAUUUGGUGAUCUCUGCCAGAGGACCACGGCUGCUUCCUGCUGUCCCAGCUGGACACUGGGCAACUAUAUUGCCAUUCUAAACAACAGAUCAUCAUGUCAAAAAAUUGUAGAACGAGAUGUUUCUCACACCCUAAAGCUGCUUCGCACAUGUGCCAAGUACUACUACAAUGGAACCCUGGGGCCAGAUUGCUGGGAUGUGGCAGCCAAAAGGAAGGACCAGCUCAAGUGUACAAAUGUGCCUCGUAAAUGUACAAAGUACAAUGCUGUUUACCAGAUUCUGCACUAUCUAGUGGACAAAGAUUUUCUAAGCCCAAAGACUGCUGACUACAUCUUGCCAGCUUUAAAGUACAGCAUGCUCUUCUCUCCAACAGAAAAAGGAGAAAGCAUGAUGAACAUUUACCUGGAUAAUUUUGAGAACUGGAACUCUUCUGAUGGUAUAACGACCAUCACGGGGAUUGAGUUUGGAAUAAAACAUAGUUUGUUUCAAGAUUACCUAUUAAUGGAUACUGUGUAUCCUGCCAUAGCCAUUGUCAUUGUUCUCUUAGUCAUGUGUGUGUACACGAAGUCCAUGUUUAUCACGCUGAUGACCAUGUUUGCAAUAAUUAGUUCCUUGAUUGUAUCUUACUUUCUUUAUCGUGUAGUAUUUAAUUUUGAGUUUUUCCCUUUUAUGAACCUCACUGCAUUAAUUAUUCUUGUUGGAAUUGGCGCAGAUGAUGCUUUUGUCCUGUGUGAUGUUUGGAACUACACAAAAUUUGAUAAAUCUCACGCUGAUACUUCUGAGACAGUCAGCAUCACCUUGCAACAUGCUGCUCUUUCCAUGUUUGUAACCAGUUUUACCACCGCGGCUGCCUUCUAUGCUAAUUACGUCAGCAAUAUUACAGCAAUCCGAUGUUUUGGUGUUUAUGCUGGCACUGCCAUAUUGGUGAAUUAUGUUUUAAUGGUAACAUGGUUACCAGCAGUAGUUGUGUUACAUGAACGGUAUCUUCUCAAUAUAUUCACUUGCUUCAAAAAACCUCAGCAGAGGGUCUAUAGCAGCAAAGGCUGCUGCACAGUGUUGUGCCAAGUGUGCCACAAGAUUAUUUUUGCAGUCUCAGAAGCAUCCAGGAUAUUUUUUGAAAAAGUCUUGCCAUGCAUUGUUAUCAAGUUUCGAUAUAUUUGGCUGUUCUGGUUCCUUGCUUUAACUGUAGGUGGAGCAUAUAUUGUAUGUGUUAAUCCAAAAAUGAAAUUACCAUCACUGGAGCUCUCUGAGUUUCAAGUGUUUAGGUCUUCUCAUCCUUUUGAACGCUAUGAUGCUGAGUACAAAAAGCUUUUUAUGUUUGAACGUGUCCACCAUGGAGAGGAACUCCACAUGCCAAUUACAGUAAUCUGGGGCAUCUCUCCUGAAGAUAAUGGAGAUCCUCUAAAUCCUAAAAGUAAAGGAAAGCUGAAACUAGACAGCAGUUUUAAUAUUGCAAGCCCAGCUUCACAGGUCUGGAUUUUACAUUUUUGCCAGAAGUUAAGAAAUCAAACAUUUUAUUACCAAACUGAAGAACAAGACUUUGCAAGCUGCUUUAUUGAGACAUUUAAGCAGUGGAUGGAAAAUCAGGACUGUGAUGAGCCAGCUCUUUAUCCUUGUUGCAGCCAUUGGAGGUUUCCAUACAAACAAGAAGUUUUCGAGUUAUGCAUCAAGAGGGCCAUCAUGGAGUUAGAAAGAAGCACUGGGUAUCAUUUGUACAGCAAAACCCCAGGGCCUCGCUUUGACAUAAACGAUACUAUCAGGGCUGUGGUACUGGAGUUCCAAAGCACCUAUCUCUUCACACUGGCUUAUGAGAAAAUGCAUCAGUUCUACAGAGAGGUGGAUUCAUGGAUUUCAAAUGAGCUUCGUUCUGCUCCUGAGGGUCUUGGUAAUGGAUGGUUUGUGAGUAAUUUAGAGUUCUAUGACCUCCAGGACAGUCUUUCUGAUGGUACUCUGAUUGCCAUGGGUCUUUCAGUUGCUGUUGCAUUUAGUGUAAUGCUACUUACAACUUGGAAUAUAAUUAUAAGCCUUUAUGCAAUAGUUUCAAUAGCUGGAACUAUAUUUGUCACUGUUGGUUCUCUGGUUCUUCUUGGAUGGGAGCUAAAUGUGUUAGAGUCUGUCACUAUUUCUGUAGCUGUUGGUUUAUCUGUGGACUUUGCUGUUCACUACGGAGUUGCUUACCGCUUAGCUCCUGAUCCAGACCGAGAAGGAAAAGUCAUCUUCUCUCUAAGCCGCAUGGGCUCUGCAAUUGCAAUGGCUGCGUUGACCACAUUUGUGGCUGGAGCAAUGAUGAUGCCUUCCACGGUCUUAGCAUACACCCAACUUGGCACUUUCAUGAUGCUUAUAAUGUGCAUUAGUUGGGCUUUUGCAACCUUCUUUUUCCAAUGCAUGUGCCGUUGCCUUGGACCUCAAGGCACUUGUGGCCAGAUUCCUCUUCCAAAAAAAUUGCAAUGCAAUGUCUUCUCCCAAGCUUUGUCAGGAAGCCAAGGAGACCGGGGACAAAAUAAAGCACAUUCUGCCAACACAUUUCAGUUGGAUUCCAGAGGGCAAAAAACAGAAAUGGAGCAGGAGCAUUAUGAGUUAGAGCCUCUGGCGUCACAAACCAGUAAUUGUAAUUCAUCAGAGAAAGUAGGUUAUGAAGAAACCCACAUCUGCUCAGAACUUUUCAAUGGCAGACCACCAAAUGCAUGCACGUCUGUGCAUUCAGCAUAUAACAGUGAAUUAAAUAAAAGCAUCAAAAAUGAAGCUGGUUCAACCCUGGUACAGCCAUGUGUUGACCAGCAUACCAUGUGCCCCCUCUCCUCUCAGAACAAGCAGUGUAGCUGUCCAGAUGCAUAUAGGCAGUUAAGUGACACUUUGUGCUACCAAUGUGCCCCGUCAUCUGGUAAUAUUGUGCAGAUCCAAAACUCUGUGCCUCCUGUAAAUGUUUUACAGCAAGCUGUUGAAAGCUAUAUUCCCCCAGUCCAACAUGUGCUCCAUUGCAGUUGUCUUCAGGGGAGACUGAAAAGACCCAUGAUGCAGAACUCUCUGCCUAGAAAUUUUUUUCUGCAUUCAAUACAGCAAUUUCAAACACAUGAAAGAAUAAACAGGAGAGAUGCAGCUAGUCCUCAGAAUACAGAGGAGAGUGUAAGAGCUCUUCCAAAGGUGACAAGCUCCUCACCGUUUAUCUGCAGAAGUGCUGGUGCUCUAAUAAAACCUUGUUCUGAAGCUGAAAAUAAUGUAUCAAGUAACCAAAAGGGACUCUGUAAAAACAGAGACAAGUGUGAUUUAAGGGGUACAGCAGUAAAUGGAAAUGAAGACAAGCAAGCUUCAGUAUCAAAGCAGAAGAAGAUAACUGAAAUUGAGAUAGAUCCGAAUUCAUCACAAACUGACCAACUUUUGAAGGCUGAUCAAAAUGAUCAGAAACACAUACUGAACAGUACAGUGAGAGAAGCUGAGUAUGAGUUUUGCCCUGAAAAUACACAAUAUCGUAACAGAACUAUAACAGUGAAGUGCAAUUCUGUUGACAGUCAAAUGCCAAACAUUGAAGCCAAUGUGCCUGCUCUGUUAACGCAUCCAGAACUUUCCAAUGAAAGUUUAAUAAAAACACUAUAAUAAAACUUA
Messenger RNA from Dermochelys coriacea (leatherback sea turtle), 6552 nucleotides. RefSeq names its product dispatched RND transporter family member 1 (gene DISP1). Lineage: Eukaryota; Metazoa; Chordata; Testudines; Dermochelyidae. Gene Ontology annotation, cellular component: membrane. The record is from RefSeq and is a predicted model, not a curated record. The transcript has 9 exons. Bases 1960 to 6543 code for a protein of 1527 amino acids.